Messenger RNA from Prorocentrum cordatum, 4645 nucleotides. Lineage: Eukaryota; Dinophyceae; Prorocentrales; Prorocentraceae. The record is from the annotation of a GenBank genome assembly.
AUGGAUCUGCACCUGGGCCGCACGACGGAGCAGCGACUGGUGGCCCUCACAGACUUGCUGGCCAAGCCGGGAGAUGAUGAAGGGGCAGCCAAGCACCAAGCCCAGCUCGAGGCCCUCCGCCGUGCAGAUGCUGAAGCGAACAUAUCGGCCGGACAAGCAAUGCAGAAGGCCAAGCAGACGGAGGCGAACCUCAAGCGCACCUUGGAGAGGUUUGAACGCAUCAAGAAACAAGACAAUGAGCUCCAGGCCGAUGUGGCCACUGCAUCCACGGAAGUGGACGUCGCGAGGAGCCUCUACCAGACUGCAGUCAAACGGCUUGCCAGCACGGUCUCGGUGGAACCAGAUCAGCAGCAGUCCGACUGUGAGCCCCGACAGCCAGUCAUCGACCUCAGCGCUCUGUUGGAAGGACAGGAGGUGCAGCUUGACGACGGCGAGCUCUUCGGACUGGAAGAACUGGACGACGUCAUCUCCCCCGAGGAGAGAGCCGAGGCCCAGCGGCGCAAAGAUGAGCUGCAGAAGCAGUUAACAGAGGCCGCCCAGGCGUGCUUCAGCGAUGUCAAGGCCAAGGCAGCGCUCAUCAAGGAGGAGCAGGCCAAACAGCUAGCCCGCCUCAAGGCCAAGCGGGGACGCGCGGAGCCCGACAGCAAGGCAGCCGAUGCAGCCACCAGCGGCCUUAGUGCAGGGUACGACGUCCUGAGCGACGGUAACAUCAGCGACAUCGUUGACGACGGCGCCUACAGCGAGGGUUUCCACGGGUGGGGCGAUUUCCACCGCGGCGGCGGGUAUCACAGCAAUGGGGACAAUUGCUGCGAGUCGAACUCAGAUGACAUCAACUGCUUCUACGGCGACGGGAGGAACACAUAUUGCAUCUGCUGCAUCCAAGAUGACAUGCAGACCUCGGUAGAGGUGUCAGCGGAGCAUUACGUGCAGGACAGCGGCAACUGGCAGUCCGUGGUGCGUGGCUCUGGGGCGGAGCCCCAGUUUGUGCGGCUGGUCGAACAGGCAGCAGAGUCGUGCUCGCAUGGGGGUCAACUGCAGGCCCGCGCGACCAUGGUCAGGCCACACACUCCAUGCUGCAACUCGGUGCUCGGGGGCGACAUCCAAGGCGCUGGACGCUGGUCGCACUUCCUCGAGGGGGUCGACUGGCGCGACUGGUGGGCCCUCGCGCCCCAGCCGGGGCCCAAGGUCGGGCACGUGCUCGACUGCCCGGAGUGCCCGCCCUGCCAGAGCGUGGUCUCCAUCGACGACGACUUCCUGGCCCGGAUCCCCUGGGACUGGGCGGACCGGCUCAUCUUCUUGCUGGCCGGGCUUGGGCUCGGCAAGGUGCGCCUGGGCUGUACGCGCAGCAGGCGGGCUUCGCGGCGGUCGGUCCCGCUGCACGAUCACUACGACAACGAGGACUUCUUGCGCGCCGGGAUCGGUCCCGGCGGCCGUGCGGGCGUCUCCACUCCGUCUACCCCGCCCUCGGCCAGCUCGGCUGUCUGUGGCCAGCACGACCCGGGCGUGGCUAUUUUUCCUCUUCGUCUUCGGCAUCGGAGCGAGGGGGACCGUCAGGGAUUACCUCGGUAUCUCCGCCGGCGGCUGGCUGCGCAAGAUGAGCACGAGAAUUUUGUGGCUGACGCCGUCUCGUCGCUCAACUCCCUGUACUCCACCGCUGGCUCUGGGUACUCGACCUACGAGUUCCCCAACCGCCACAAGUCCGGCGAGCCGGUCUCCGCCUUCAACGACGCGGUCCUCGGGAACGUCGGCCGUGCCGUCAGCGCCUUUUUCCCUCGGCCUGACGAACGACAGCUUUGUCCAGGAGGAGCCUUGCGCGAGCUCCUCAAGUGCAAGGAUAUUUACGACACGGACCAGGACACGACGGUGGCGCCUUUCGACCCGGAGAAGCUCCGCGUGCUCAAAGCGGCCCUGGGACAUGUGCUGGUCGGCCCCGCCUGGGAGCUCGCCGACUCGGCCACCGCGCCGGACGAGAGGAGGGUCGACCCCUCCGAUGUCCCGCACGCGGCCAGCAUCGACCUCCUCGACGGCUACUACCAGUUCAGCAACGACAGCAUGGCCUCGUGGUUCGCCCUCGGCUACCACGUCUCCGCGUCGGAGGUCGGCGUCACCGAGGAGCUCGACGAGCAGACCGGCGAGCUCGUCCCCGUGGCCGCCACGGCGCAGGUGCGCCCGCGGCCCGCCCGGGUCUGGCGGCUCUGGUACGCUUUGGACACGCUGCUGGGGCAGAAGCGGAAGCUCGCGCCGCAGAUGGCCAGGCGCCUGGCGGGGCACCUCGUUGACUUGCUGGCGAUUCGUCGCGAGUUCCUGUCCGCCCUGUGCCACCUGUACCGCUUCAUCGGGGACGGGGCCGGGCCGCCGCGGGCCUUGCCGGGCCCCCUCCUGGUCGAGCUCCGCAUUUUCAAGGGCCUGCUGCCGCUGGUCGUCCAGAACUUCUCCAAGCCCCCCUGUGGGCGUAUGUAUUGCAGUGACUCCUCGGGCUUCGGGUACGCGGCCCACGUGUCCGACGUCAGUCCCCAGGAGCUUCUCCCGGAGGUCGGCUGGCGAGAGCGUUGGCGAUUUGUCGACCCGACGCCCGAGCCGACGCAGGACUUCCUUUUGGCGGCCCCGGCGGCGCCCGCUGCGGUCGCGCCGAACUUCAUGGCCUGGUUCGAGUCCGAGGUCGGCGAGGACGACAAGCUGCAGCAUGCCGGGCUGGCAGUGGCGACGCCCACGAAGCUGUCUGCCGCGGUGCCGCGGACGUGGGCGCUGGCGCCGGCCCGCCCGGGGCUCGGGCUCGGCCGCGCGCCGUCGCCCAGGCUCGUCCACGGCCUCAGCAUCGCGGCGAGCGCCGACAACGGGAUCGAGCUCGGGACGAUCCACGACCCGAUCGCCAACCUGGUCGCCGCGGAGGCGGGCCCGGCGGGCGUCUCGGUGCUCGAGCUGUUCGCGGGCUGCGCCUUCCUUUCGAGCGGGGUGCGGGCUGCCGGCAUGCGCAUCGGGGUCCCGUGCGAGCUCGACCACGGCUCCCACUUCGACCUCACGCGGCCCCGCGUUCAAGCCGAGGUCCUUCGCUGGCUGCGGGAUGGGCGAGUCUGGCUGGUGUUCCUCGGGACCCCGUGCGGGCGCUGGUCUCAGGCGCGCAGCACCGGGCGGGCAGGGACAGAGGUCGACCGGGCGGGAUACGCCUGCGCCCGCUUCACCGUCAGGGUGCUCCGACUCUGCCGCCAGCUGGGGAUCUACGUGGCCGUGGAGAACCCGCAGCGGAGCGGGUUGUGGGACUGGCCGCCUCUGGCGGCCGAGCUGCGACGCAGCGGCUGCGCCCACGUCGACUUCGACAUGUGCGCAUUCGACACCGCCUGGAGGAAGCCUACCCGACUCGCCACCAACCUGCCCGGGGCCGACUCGCUCGAGCGCAGAUGCCCCGGCCAACGACGACACGUCAUCUUGGAGGGGAAAGUCGGUGGGGCAUCUGGGCCCGCGAAGUGGCGCACCUCCUACGCGGGCGCGUGCCCGCCGAAGCUCUGCCGGGCAUUCGCGAGGGUGGCUGCCGGGGCUGCUCCUGCUGGCGCGCGGCGCCGCCGCGGCGAGGGGCAGACCUCCGACUGGCGGGAGGACCAGCUGCUGGACGCCGCCGGGACCGCGGGCGCCGGCCGCUCGCAGAGGAGCUCCGCAUCCUCGGCGAGAUCCGCGCCUACAAUCGCGCCCAUGACCCGCAAGCGGCGGCGCGCCAGCGGCGUGGUCGACUCGCCCCCCGGCUUCCUGCGACGGGCCACGGUCUCGGCCAGGACCCGCGGCACCUACACCAAGGCCUUCGCGCUGGUGCAGCCGUUCGCGGCCGGGCGAGGCGCCUCCCCGCAGACCAUGAAGGAGUGGGGCACCAUCCUCCACGACUACCUUGAGAUGGAGUUCUUGGAGGGGGCUUCGGCGGCCGUCGGACGCGUCGCGCUGUACGGCACGGCCUGGUCUCUCGACUUCGUCACCCGCGAUCCGUCAGUGCUGCCCCUGUCGAAGAAGGCCCUGAAAGGUUUCGCCAGCAUCCGGCCAGACACCAUGCGCGACCCGCCGCCUCUGGAGGCGAUCUGGUGCUUGGUGGGGCGGCUGCUGCUGGCCAACACCUUGGAGUGCGACCUCGCCUCGGCCUUCUGCCUCCUCGCCUUCGCCGCCUACCUCAGGCCCUCAGAAGCCCUGGAGUUGACAGCCGCGCAGGUGAUCCCGCCGAAGCACGGCACGGCUAACCGGUCGUGGGCUCUCGUCGUGGCGCCGGAAGGGGGCAAGCCUGCCAAGAACAAGCAGUUCGACCAGGGGGUGAAGAUCGGGGCCUUCGGCCGGUCGUUCGCGGUCGACGUGCUUCAGAAGUUGUCGCACCGCGCGCCGCCGAGCACGCUGCUGUUUCGCCACCUCACGCUCGGCAAGCUUGAGGCUAUCUUCCGGAGGUACGGGGACGUCGACGGUGUCAAGAUCACGCCACACUGCCUGCGCCACGCAGGCCCCUCGCACGACAUGCACUACAACGACGCCUCGCUCGACUUCGUGAUGAUGCGAGGCCGGUGGUCAGUGGUCAACUCCGUGCGCAGGUACGGCAAGCCGGCCAAGCUCCUGCGCCAGUUGGCCAAGCUGGAUCGCUCGACGGUCCUCGAGGCGCCGAGCCGGGCCGCCCGGCUCCCGG